UCCUCCCUUCAGGUGGGGCCUGCGGAUUGGGCCUCCAGGAAGAAAAACAGUCCCCAGGAGGAGCCCGGGUUUGAGCACCAAUCUGUUGAGCACUCCGUUGGUUUGUGAGAAAACAGAAUCCUCUUGGUUUCAGUAGAACAAACCCUACCCCAGCCCAGUCGAGCAGAGCUCGGCCAACAGGCGGGGCGCAAGUGGCCGCCAAGGCCGGCAGGGGGCGCGCUGCAGCGGCGGGCGGGCGGCGCUUCUAGGCCGGAGCCGUUCCUGGGGUGCGCUCGGUGCCCACAAAGCGCCAGCUGAGGGGCCUCUGCGGGCCGAGCGCGGCUGAGCCUGCCCGCCACCCGAGCUCCACCGGCCGGCCGUCCCGCGCCUCUGCCGCGUCCCCGCGCUCCGAGCAGCCGGGCCCGACGCCCGCGAGAAAACCGGGUGGUGAAGGCCGGGCCGGGCGGGCGCCGCCUGCGGAGAGGCCGGGGACUGGCCUGCGUAGGGCGGCGCGGCGGCGGCGGCGGCGGCGGCGACUCCGGCCCGGGCCAGACAGCGAAGGGCCAUGGCCGAGGCGGCCCCGGCUCCGACUUCCGAAUGGGACUCCGAAUGCCUUACAUCCCUGCAGGCACUUCCUCUCCCCACACCCCCAGGAGCAAACGAAGCACAUCUGCAGACUGCAGCCAUCUCCCUGUGGACAGUGGUGGCGGCCGUGCAGGCCAUAGAGAGAAAGGUGGAGGUCCACAGCCGGCGACUCCUGCACCUGGAGGGACGGACAGGGACGGCAGAGAAGAAGCUAGCCAGUUGUGAAAAGACGGUGGCUGAUCUUGGGAACCAGCUGGAGGGCAAGUGGGCCGUGCUGGGCACCCUGCUGCAGGAGUACGGGCUGCUGCAGAGGCGGCUGGAGAACUUGGAGAACCUGCUGCGGAACAGGAACUUCUGGAUCCUGCGGCUGCCCCCCAGUAUUAAAGGAGAUAUCCCAAAGGUGCCUGUGACGUUUGAUGAUAUCUCCAUCUACUUUUCCACUCCAGAGUGGGAAAAAUUAGAAGAAUGGCAAAAGGAACUUUACAAGAAUAUCAUGAAGGGCAACUACGAGUCUCUCAUCUCCAUGGAUUAUGCCAUGAAUCAGCCUGAUGUCUUAUCUCAGAUUCAGCCGGAAGGAGACCACAAUACAGGCGACCAGACAGGGCCAGAGGAAAGUGAGAUUCCCACAGACCCCAGUGAAGAGCCCAGCAUUUCGACAUCGGAUAUUUUGUCUUGGAUUAAACAAGAGGAAGAGACCCAGGUUGGCGCCCCACAGGAGCCCAAGGAGAGUGACAUGUGCAAAGGCACCUAUCCCGACGAAGAGCUUGUCAUUAAAGCUGAAGGCCUCGCCAGAGCCUCCCUGUGCCCCGAGGUUCCAGUCCCCUUCACUUCUGCACCAGCAGCGGCGGCUAAGGAGGCUUUUCCAGAUGUGGCUUUCAAAAGCCAGCAGUCCGCACCCAUGACACCAUUUGGACGUCCGGCCACUGACCUGGCCGAAGCCUCCGAGGGACAAGUGACUUUCACUCAGCUGGGUAGCUACCCCCUCCCACCUCCGGCUGGGGAGCAGGUGUUCCCGUGCCACCGCUGCGGCAAGAGCCUCAGCCAAGACCUGCUCUUGACCCACCAGUGCGGCCCCGCGGCCGAGCACCCCGGCCCUUGCGCCCAGUGUCCCAAGCACUUUCCCCAGCAGGCCGACGGCGGGGGCGGCCCCCAGCCCCCCGCCAGCGAGGCGCCCCCCACCUGCCCUCACUGCGCCAGGACCUUCACUCACCCGUCGAGACUCACCUACCACCUUCGGGUCCACAACAGCGCCGAGCGUCCCUUCCCCUGCCCCGAUUGCCCCAAGCGCUUCGCCGACCAGGCCCGCCUCACCAGCCACCGGCGGGCCCACGCCAGCGAGAGGCCCUUCCGCUGCGCGCAGUGCGGCCGGAGCUUCAGCCUGAAGAUCAGCCUGCUGCUCCACCAGCGGGGCCACGCGCAGGAGCGGCCCUUCUCCUGCCCACAGUGCGGCAUUGACUUCAACGGCCACUCGGCCCUGAUCCGCCACCAGAUGAUCCACACGGGCGAGCGGCCCUACCCCUGCACGGACUGCAGCAAGAGCUUUAUGCGCAAGGAGCACCUGCUCAACCACCGGCGGCUGCACACGGGCGAGCGGCCCUUCAGCUGCGCGCACUGCGGCAAGAGCUUCAUCCGCAAGCACCACCUCAUGAAGCACCAGCGCAUCCACACGGGCGAGCGGCCCUACCCCUGCGCCUACUGUGGCCGCAGCUUCCGCUACAAACAGACGCUCAAGGACCACCUGCGUGCGGGCCACAGUGGGGGCUGUGGGGGUGAUAGUGACCCCUCUGGACAGCCGCCUGACCCCCCAGGCCCCCUCCUCACUGGGCUCGAAACCUCUGGCCUCGGGGUUAACACUGAAGGCCUGGAGGCCAAUCAGUGGUACGGGGAAGGGAGUGGAGGCGGGGUUUUGUAAAUCUCCCUCCUUCCCCCAGCUGGCUGCGCUGCAGCGGGGCAAGAGGCAAGCCCCCUCCACCCCGCCGCCGUCAUUGCGGCCUGGCACCUCCAUGAAUUUGGGGUCCUGUACACUUGACUAGAGACAUGCUUGAGUUUCGGAACUUCACAAGAGCACCACAUUUUGAAACCUAGGAAGACCUGGAAAAGAGCCCAACUUCCCCAUCUUUUGAAAAAUAUUACCUAAGCAGAAGUCAUAAGAAUGUUGCAGAGAGGUCGGAAAGCAAGAUGUGACCUCGAGUAAUUCAUCACGGGGUAGCAGAUUGAUUAAUGGUUGCAGCUCUAGGUAGAGUCAGGUGCAUGGGAAGGCCUCCAAGCCUUGAAGCCCACCGUGAGGCAAAGAAUGUUUACCUGAGCCUUUCAUAAAUCCCUAGUUGGUAGAUGGUUGUAGAAGAAAGUGCCCCUGCCUGGGUCCGCGCUCCGCUCUUCCCUGACACCAGCUCAGGUGCUUAGGUGCUGCCUCUCCACAUGGAAACCCAAGACUGCCCUCCUAGGUCUCCGAGAUUAAUUCUUCAGAUACAUUUUUGUUUAAUAUUGGGUGAGGAAGAAAUCUGACUUUAAAAGCUUCUUAAGGAGAACAGUUUUUUCACUAGCUUGACUUGAAGCAUUGAGGCUCUUACUGGCAUUUAAGCUGCUAGAAACCUUUGCCGAGGUCCAGGUUAAAAAUCUGGGAGCAGUGUUCUCAGCCCCAGCUUUACAAGCCAGAGGUCCCAGUAAAAUGACAGAACAGCCUUGAAUUUGUGCCUGAACCAUGUUUCUUAGAGUCCCUUAUGUCAAAUUCUUCCUUAUCAUUUCCAAGCCAGUAAGCUGGCUUUUCCAUUCCUGGUGUCCGAUAUUCUGACAGUCAUCAACAGAAAAGGUCAUGGCACUUUCCAGAAGCAUUGCAGAGUUCAGAAAGUGCCAGUGGACUCUCAGCUUUCACGUCCUCAGAAGUGAGAGGGUAGUUACAAAGCAGCUUUCUUGAGCCAGCAGAGGGUGUCUGUUCACCUACCUCACUGGUGAAGAACAGACUGAAGGACUUGGCAGGCCCCUGAGAGCUGAGCACCACAUGCCAGGAUGGCCUCUUCCUGCUGGGCUUGCUUCUGGGGACCUUGGCUAUCAUGUGUUCUUCUGUCAGGGUCAGUCAGUCACCGGGAAGCAUCUGAGCCUGGUCUUACUCCUGAGCGGUUUCACAGUUGGGCCAUUUUCUCUUUACAGAUCUCAGAUUUUCAUCUGCAAAAUGAGUCUGGUGAAGGGAAAAAAGUGAACCUUUAGGAUUAAAAAAAGAAAAAAUAUUGCGAUACAUUCCUUCUGCUGCCAGAAUCCUCUCUCCCUCUCUGGCUUUGAUCCAGGCAAAGCCAAAUAAGACAGCAAAAUCAAAGCAGAGACAUUCUUGCUGAAACUUGACUGAAAUCAAUUUGAUUUUUUCUUUUACUCUUGCUUGGAGACUGGGGCAGAAGACAGAGAAUGCAGAAGCCCUAGGUCUUGGGCUGAAAAAUUGUUUAUUCCUGCACUCUCUUGUUUCCCCUGAAUCUUCCUAAGAUGUCUAUAACAAGGUCUGUGAGUAUUUAGACAAGACACUUUCUUGAUGAAGUGAUAAGGGUAGGACCCAUUUUUUCCCCUUAUCACCCACCCAAACUUCACCCUGCCUAGUUAUGUGUGGCCACACUAGAAUAAAGUGUUACCCCAGCUAGCUCUGCUCCUGGGAAAACUCUGUCUGAACAUGCUGCUCUUUAGGGUAAUCACAUUUAUAAAACAUCUGCUCUGACAUUCACAAUAGCAGGGAGCAUGAGAGGCCUAAGAAACAUGUGUAAGACCUCGUUCACGGUCAUAACUUAGAGUCUGAAGGCAAGGGUAUAGAACCAACCAAGAGAUGACAAAUAGAACCCUGAUGCAUUGGGAGUAAGAAUUUUCUAGCUGGAGUCUGGACCCACACUAUGGGAAAUUGGGGGGUUCUGGGGAUCCCCAGGCCAGGGUUCCAGCUUCACUGAUGAUCCACUAGGAACCUGAGUGUGAGAUCCAGCUCUGGUUCGCAUCUUGAUCUCCCUAAUGAAAAAGGAGAAGAGUCAAAGUACUGUCUUUAGGUGGUGCGCUCCCUUUUUGGAACAGAUGAACUUGAGCAUUUGCCAGGGUAUGCCUGAGAAGGCACUCCUACCCGAGAUGUGAUGUUAGCCUAGAUGACAUGGAAAAUUCUUUACUCAGGUAGGUAGUUUACUGAGGACACAGAGAUUAUUGAUGAAAGAGACUUGUGAAUUAAAAAACUACAGACAGGUCCCUUUCACAAGGAACAGUAGCCAACAGGGACCGACACUUUGGCAAAAGUGAACAGAGUUCAAAUAUCAACAAUCCAAGAGCCAUGAAGCCAAAUGAAAGGGACAGGCAGGGCCAUGCCAGAAAGAUGGAAGUCAAUGUUAUCCUCAUCCUCAGCCCUGGGACACACUAGGGAGUUCAGCCUCUGUGUAUCCUGGUCUCCUUUCCCUCUACCAGACCUCUACCAGGUAGAACUCCAGGCCAGCUCUAAAUUAGAGUUUGUUUGUUUAAGAUUCAAAAGUGGAUAAGUAAAAUAGAUCAGCAGAAAAGAUAAAUCCAACAGAAUAUUUCCAGUGUGUGUAGAAACUUGGUCCAUGAAGGGCUCCUGGGACAAAUCACACACUUAAAUUAUCUGAGGAUGGGGCGUUAUAACUGGACACAACAGGAAAGAGGAGAACCUAGAGAUGUGCUCUUCACCAGCCUGCCCUCCCGGCUAACAGGUCCAUACUGCCCCGUAAAUAGGCACCUUCUCCCCGGAGUGGAUCCAGCUGUUGACUGUAACCAGCUUCAUUCUCUGCUUACUAGAGUUGUCAUUGUCACCAUCAGAUGAGCCUCUGGUUCAGCCACAGAUGUGAAUGUAAAUGGAGUUGAUUGUCUGGAAAGUGAAAGAAGAUGCCUCUGAUCUUUUCUGCUGGAUAUUUAUUAUUGGAACACCGUAGCUGGGCUCGAGCUGCUUUACAUAACUUCCUAGCAGCGCUUUACAUGACUUCCCUCAUCAUUAAUAAGAGUCUGCAGAGUUCCUGUGGGGGGACUCUGCUGGGCUGCUUUUGGAGCAUUUAAAAUAUUUGGGUGUCCAUGCCUGUCUCAAUCAGGACCAGACCCAGGCUUACUAGGAAAUAACAAAUGCUCACUGUCUCAGUCUGCGAGAGUCUUGUCGAUAAAAAAGGACCUGAGUUCCUUUAUCUGUUAUUCCAAAUGGGAUGGGGAACCCAAAUAUCUGCUCAGAUUUUCUCUUGAGGAGGGGCAGGCUACUGUCCCACCCACAUAUCCCAUAUUGUAGCUUCUUGGACAAUAAAAAGCAUCCUUGUCACCCGCCUGAGGGCUGCUCAGAAGUGAUGAGGAAAAGCAAGUUUCCCCAAAAGGUUCUCACAGACCAGGAACCCAGUUAUCAUCAGAACUACGUUUUCCCUGUGUGCUCAGUAGAUACCUUUGACCCUGUUCUUGUCACCCUGCAAAGGAAGCAGUCCUCUCGCAGAGUUUUACACAGAGGACAUCCUUUGACUUGGAAGUAUCGGGCUCUUCCAAGCAGAAGAUCCUCAAGUUAGGUGGGGGACGGGGGCAGGGAGUGCUUGGGCCGCAGAAGGAGAUGUCACGUGGGUCAGUAGAGCUUAGUGGUUUAGAGCAUGGACUCUGAGUCAGACCUAGAUUCAAGUCCUGACAUAAGUAACCUAAAUUAUUUAACCAUCAUGAGCCUAGUUUCCUUAUCUCUAAAAUAAUGAUACUGUGUCUUGGACGUGUUGAGGUUAAAGGGGAUCCUGUGAGUGCUGGGCACAGAGCCUGGCACACAGAGGUGUCAGAGUGGCACCCGUCGGGAAAAGUGUAGGACCAGCCAGAGAGGGGUGUGGCGCAGGCGGAAUCUGAAACAGAAUGUGGAGAACAGGCUGUUCUGCGGAAGCACGUGGUUAUUGCUUGAAGGCUUAGCUUUGGCCCACCAUCUUUUUCUUCCGUUUAGCCUAUUCUUUUACUCUGUCUUUCCUGUAUCUCCAGGCUGCCAGAAGUUUCUGUGCGCCGUGACACCAUGUGGCUCUGACUCUCUUGGCUUGUCUGGCUUGUCUUAGUUCAGACGUUGAGGUGUGGGAUCUGGCCCAGCUCCUCUUUCUAUACUAGGCUACAGAAGUUUCCAGCCAACCCGGGACUGGCUGCCGUUGGGGUCCAUGAUCAUCUUGCUUCAGUCAGCAGUAGUUGGGAGGAAUGGUCCGAGGGUCCCUGCACCGGAUCCACAGGUCCGGUAGAUUCACUUGGGGAUGGGCACACGGUGGCACAGUGUCGUGCUUCUAGUACCGCCAGCAGAGGAAGGAAUCUGUUUCACCUGUAUCGGGGUUCCUUGAAAGACUUCAUAAGUACUAGCGUAACCAGAGCAGUGGUCCCUUACAUAAAGGACCUGGGAGGUGCUGUUUUGGUAUCUUGUUACUUUCUAGGGUGUCAUUCCUCCUUUCUGGCCCUGCUCCUUUCUUUUAAAAUAUGUAACUCUGGCCAUAAUUCUAUAUCCACACACACAUACACAAUGACUUUUGUCAACUUAGUCAAAUUGCCUCUUCAAAACAAAAAAUGAUUAAAACCAACUGCUCAUUAAAGAACGCAGAUAGAUACAGGCAAAUCAGAGAGGCCUCAGAAGCACUGUGCUGCGAUGCUCUUAAAAGUGCCAGGUUACAUUUCAAAUAAAAUAUUUGAUAAAACCUCA
Camelus dromedarius (Arabian camel) is the source of this 7204-nucleotide messenger RNA. RefSeq names its product zinc finger protein 398 (gene ZNF398). Lineage: Eukaryota; Metazoa; Chordata; Mammalia; Artiodactyla; Camelidae. The record is from RefSeq and is a predicted model, not a curated record. Gene Ontology annotation, biological process: regulation of DNA-templated transcription. Gene Ontology annotation, molecular function: DNA-binding transcription repressor activity, RNA polymerase II-specific. The transcript has 6 exons. Bases 545 to 2476 code for a protein of 643 amino acids.